Anarrhichthys ocellatus (wolf-eel) is the source of this 3402-nucleotide messenger RNA. RefSeq names its product sphingosine-1-phosphate receptor 3a (gene s1pr3a). The transcript is spliced from 3 exons. Lineage: Eukaryota; Metazoa; Chordata; Actinopteri; Perciformes; Anarhichadidae. Gene Ontology annotation, cellular component: membrane. Gene Ontology annotation, biological process: G protein-coupled receptor signaling pathway. The coding region runs from base 427 to 1620 and encodes 397 amino acids. Gene Ontology annotation, molecular function: sphingosine-1-phosphate receptor activity. The record is from RefSeq and is a predicted model, not a curated record.
GGAGGACGCCACAAUGAUGAAGUUCAGUACGCAGCACAAAGUGGAUUUUUGGAGGCGAAUACUUCCGUGAUUGGAAACUUUUAUGAGGGCGAGGAAGGAAAAAAACGUGGACUUUUGACUUUACGCCGUAGAUCAUCCAUUUUUGACAAACGCAUAUUUUGACACGAGCGCAUCGUUACGCAGGAGAGAGAAGUGGCUCUUCCAAAUAACUUCAAAUCUCACCAAAAACUACCGGGAUGUUUAGAUGAGAGCAGUAACUCCAACAGGGACAAUGCACACUAAUCAACAGUUGCACUGUCCUUCACAGGAUCCAACAUGCCAGUUGUGAGUCUGCCUGAUUGAGCAGCCUCGCCUCACUCCGCUGUGUCCAGUGCUGUGGCGCCCUCUGCUGUGUGUGACCGAGGAAGGCCGGGAAGGACAGGCGGGAUGGGGAACCGGCUGGAGGAGGGGAUGAACGCCGUCAUCGUCAGCCACUACAACCACUCAGGAAAGUGGGACAAGCCUCGCAGCAGCGGGGCCUGUAAGAUGGCCCUGCUGCUCUUCAUCUGCGUGCUGAUCGUUCUGGAGAACGUUACGGUCCUGCUCACUCUCUGGAGGAACAAGCGCUUCCACAGCCGCAUGUACUUCCUCAUUGGGAACCUGGCGCUGUCAGACCUGCUGGCCGGCGUGGCCUAUGUGGUCAACAUCUUCACCUCAGGAAGCAACACCUACUUCCUGACGCCGCUGCAGUGGCUGGCUAGAGAAGGGAGCAUGUUUGUGGCCCUCAGCGCAUCCACGUUCAGCCUCCUGGCAAUUGGGAUCGAGAGGCACAUGACUAUGGUGCGCCUGCGUCCGUGCGAGACAGCAGGUCGGGGGAGACUUCUUGGACUGCUGGUAGCUUGCUGGCUCGUGUCAUUGCUGCUCAGUGCCCUGCCCAGCCUGGGCUGGAACUGCCUGGACAACAUGGCCUCCUGCUCCACAGUGCUGCCGCUCUAUGCUAAGAGUUAUGUGGCCUUCUGCAUCAGUGUGUUCAGCGCCCUGUUGGUGGCCAUCAUCAUCCUCUACAUCAGGAUUUACCGCCUGGUGACCUCUAGCGGCCGCAGGGUGAGCAGCCGGCCUUCAGAGCGCUCGCUGGCCCUGCUGCGGACAGUGGUCAUUGUUCUUGGAGUGUUUGUCAUGUGCUGGACCCCCCUCUUCCUCCUGCUGCUGCUGGAUGUUGGUUGCAGCCCAGAUAAGUGCCCUGUGCUCUACCAGGUGGACUGGUUUAUAGCCCUGGCUGUGCUCAACUCUGCCCUCAACCCUCUGAUAUACACUCUGUCCAGCAGGGAGAUGAGGGCGGCUUUCUUCAGGCAGCUGUGCUGCUGUCAGACCAGCAUGGAGCACACUGGGACUCCCGUGGGGGGUAACCCCAACCUGGGCACGGUCAUCCCCACAGUGGAGAACAGCAAGACCAGCGCAGGAGGGGGCAGUGGGGCUGGCAAGUCCACGCUGAAUAGAGGGAAGGUUCCCACACCUAUCAACGCUGACAACAAGCAUGGAGAUCCCUCAGCCACUGCUGUGCCCCAUCCCUCCGGGCCUGCAGACCUGCUCUCAGCUGUGCUGGUGAAGGCGGGGGCGCUGCCGACCCUCAGCAAGUUCUGAGUGGAAGCACCUUAAUGAGGCUUUGCAGUCACACAGAAGAAGACGCAGAACUGAAAUAGUCCUGCUAUCAGCCACUUUUUGUUUAUGCACUAUGACCAGUGUAGCAAUGGAUGGUAUUCAGUUGGAACGAUAGUAAUGCAGAUGAGAGUACAAUCAAAAUCACUUAAAGCCACUAUUUACAACAACUCAGCAAUAUUAUUCACGACACCAGAGUUACUGAUAUGUUGUGUUUGUCCUACACUAUGAUUAACGUUAUGAAAUAUAAUAGGACAAUUUCAUAGACAUGUAUUAAACCAAGCCCCAAAUGUAAUAUAUCGUCUUAAUUCAUGUCUGAAGCUAGACUUGGUAAUGCUUCAAAAAUCAAAUGUGUAUAAUUAACACUAUUAGUGUCGUGUCUGUCGAUGCGUUUAUUUUAUUGUGUCCUUACAAACAAUGAAGAUUAAUUUGGGGCACUUCUUUUGCAUGUGCUAUAUGCAAGCACUCUUAAAGCACCUGCAUUUUCCAUCACAACUGGAUUUGGUAAAGUAUUUAUUUUCUGUGAAAACAUUUGCCAUCUUAAUACUAUUGGUAUUCCUGUUCAAAAUAGGUUGUGUGCAUAGAAAACACCACGGUACUAGGACUUAGUUAUUGAUUUUUGUUAUGAUUUGAGAUGCACUGGGAGAGCGAACAGGAUCAAUGGUUUGUUUAUCAGACUAGCGGCCUCAUUAGGCUGUGAUACUCAUUACACACACACCACAAAUCAAAAGUGGUGGAUGAAUGACAAAUGGCAGCAACAUUGCUAUUAUUAGAUUCUUACCACUAGUGGGCAAGAGCGUAAAGAUUGUCCUCGCGGUGGUGCUACAGGAUAAACUCUAAUCAGUAGGGUUCGAUAUCUGUAUGGUGGCCAUUUUUGGACAAUUCAAGCUCAGUUCUACAUUAGCAGGACUGACUCAUAUUUUAUCUAAGCUCUACUGUGUCAGCAUCAACUGGACAUUUUUGCUUCUGAUCAGCUCAUCUAGAAACCACUCACACACGUCUACUAACCACUAGUGAAUAAGAGUGUUGGAUGUGAAUUAUUUAAUGGUGGUAGACUGUAAAUUACAUUUCUGUCUAGGGUGGUGUAGUGCCUGAUACCAUUAUAUAGCAAAUGAAAUAAAAUCCUAUUGCCUUUUAUGAGAGUUUCACACGUGUCAUGUUUUGAUAUUCAAUCAAUGACUUGCCCGCUUCCAACCCCCGUCCUCUCAGCCAUACUCAGUCUGUGUUGGUCCUCUGCAAACAUUGUUAAGGUCUACAGGAAAACCAGACAUUUUGUCUGCACGUUUUUGCACCAUAUGAACCGUAGAUCCGUCUGUAGUCACAUAACAGCUUAAGUCAUACAUAUAUAAAUGCACAAAUGCUCCGAUUUGUCAGUUAUUCAGACAGAAGAAGAGAAGUGUCAUGAGAUUUAACCUGGCUGCACUCAUUAAAUAUCCUAAUGGGAAGCUGAUUGAUGCCCUCUCAAUCCAAUUCAUAAGUAGACCUGGGUCAGCCAGGGUUAUGAAUAAUGCAGAGAAACUUUUGAUAUUUAUUUCAACCAAGGGUUUCCAGCUCCACGAGGUCACAGCUGUUAGUCAUGAAAGAUACUGCAGGAAUCUGACUUUGAAGAGCUUCCUAUUGUGAAAAGUCUCCUAUCUCUGUUUAAAUUUAAAACUGAGGUUUCGUUACAUUACAAUUCAAACAGUAUGUACAUGACGCUUUUUACAUAAACAUUUAAAGGAUGCGUUGAGAUAAAAAAAGAAUAUGACGUGGCAUUGUGGAAAGGGU